Molecule: messenger RNA, 3954 nt
Organism: Octopus sinensis (East Asian common octopus)
Lineage: Eukaryota; Metazoa; Mollusca; Cephalopoda; Octopoda; Octopodidae
Product: importin-5
Exons: 28
Coding region: 73-3369 (1098 amino acids)
Biological process (GO): protein import into nucleus
Cellular component (GO): cytoplasm; nucleus
Molecular function (GO): nuclear import signal receptor activity; small GTPase binding
Source: RefSeq, a predicted model, not a curated record
GGAGAUAACUGCAAGCGAACUAGUUGCGAACACGCGGGAACUUGAGGUCAUCCUUUUAUCACACAUAACAACAUGGCUGACGAUCAAACACAAUUCGAAACUUUGUUGGGAAAUCUUCUUAGCGUGGAUAAAGACAUUCGGACACACUCCGAGGCUACCUAUGGCAACAUCCCAGCUCCCAACAAGAUGACGUUUUUGAUUGGAGUGUUACAGAAUACAAGCGCCUCUGUACCGAAUCGCUCUUUGGCAGCUGUAUUAUUGCGGAAGCUCUUCACAUCCAAAUUUGACGAUGCCUGGGGUAGCUUAGUGCCUGACUCUCAAAUUGCUAUCAAAACGUAUCUUAUGAAUAUUAUCCACCAAGAAGAAAAUCCUAUUGUGCGCCGGAAAGUAUGUGAUGCCAUUGCUGAACUUGCACGAAACAUGUUGGAUGAGGAGGGUAAUAUGACUUGGCCAGAUAUACUGAAAUUUCUCUUAGACUGCGCAAGCUCUGAAGAUCCUCGACUUAAAGAAAGUGCACUUCACAUCUUCAGCUCUGUUCCUGGAGUUUUUGGUGUUGCCCAAAAUCAGCAUUUGGAUACCAUUAAAAGAAUGUUGGGGGUGUGUUUACAAGACAAAGCAAUUGAUGUUCGGUAUGAAGCUGUUCACGCUACAACUGCAUUUAUAAUAGCAAAUGAAAAACAGUUAAAUGUUCUGAACCACUUCAGAGAACUUCUUCCUGGUAUUAUAAAUGGAGUAGCAGAAAGUGUAAAUUCCGACCAUGAGGACUGCCUUGUUAAAUGCCUGAUUGAACUAGCUGACAAUGUACCCAAAUUCCUGCGAAGUCAUUUAGAAUUAAUACUGCCAUUUUGUAUGAAGGUAGUAUCCAAUCGGGAAGCUGACGAUCAUCGACGGCAACUGUCACUAGAAGUAAUUGUUGCUCUGUCAGAAACAGCUGCUGCUAUGGUCCGCAAAAACUGGAAGUACAUCCCAAAUUUGGUUCCUGAAACGCUUGCACUUAUGGUAGACCUUGAAGAGGAUCCUGAUUGGGCUCAAAAAGAUGAAGCUGAUGAUGAUGACAUAGAAAGUAAUGCCAUAGUCGGUGAGAAUGCACUGGAUCGUCUUGCCUGUGCUUUGGGAGGCAAAACUAUUUUGCCUCCCAUUGUAUCUCAUAUACCUCAGAUGUUGACGAAUGCUGAUUGGCGUUGCCGACAUGCCGCAUUAAUGGCCAUUUCUGCUUGUGGUGAAGGCUGCCAUACCCAAAUGGAGCAAAUGCUAGCCAAUAUUGUUGAAACUGUGUUACCUUAUCUGAAAGAUCCGCAUCCACGAGUACGUUAUGCUACAUGCAAUGCACUUGGUCAGCUCUCUACUGAUUUUGGUCCAUGUUUUCAAAAGAAAUUUCAUGAUAAGGUUGUAGAUGCACUUCUGCUUACUAUGGAUGAUGAUGAAAAUCCCCGUGUCCAAGCCCAUGCUGCAGCUGCUCUGGUCAAUUUCAGUGAUGACUGUCCCAAAUCUAUCCUCCUUGAAUAUCUCGAUACUAUACUAGGAAAGCUUGAACAAGUGCUGAAUAAAAAGCUCCAUGAGUUGGUUGAGAAAGGCCGCAAGUUGGUGUUGGAACAGGUGGUUUCUACUUUAGCUGCAGUGGCCGACACAGCAGAAGAAAAAUUUGUCCUCUAUUAUGAUAAGUUCAUGCCCUGUUUGAAAUAUAUUGUUCAGCAUGCUACAAGAGUUGAAUUAAGGCUCCUUAGAGGGAAAACAAUAGAAUGCAUAAGUUUAAUAGGACUCGCUGUUGGCAAAGAGAAGUUCAUGCAAGAUUGCAGUGAAGUGAUGCAGCUACUUUUGAAAACACAAACCGAUAUGAAAGAUUUACCUGAUGAUGAUCCACAGAUAUCUUAUAUGAUUUCUGCUUGGGCUAGAAUGUGUAAAAUUUUGGGCACGGAAUUCCAACAGUACCUUCCUAUGGUUAUGGGACCUGUUUUGAAAGCUGUUGCAAUACAACCAGAUGUGGCUGUUGUUAAUAGUGAUGAUAUGAAAGAAAUGGAAGAUGACACAGAUUGGCAAUUUGUUACUUUAGGCGACCAACAAAGUAUAGGUGUACGUACUUCUGGUCUUGAGGAGAAAGCUACAGCCUGCCAAAUGAUUGUCUGUUAUGCUCGUGAACUGAAGGAGGGUUUUGCUGAAUACACAGAAGAAGUAGUCAAACUAAUCGUACCACUGCUAAAGUUUGUUUUCCACGAUGAUGUCAGAGUAUCUGCUGCUGAAUCUUUGCCUUACCUCUUAGAGUGUGCCAGAAUCAAGGGAGACCACUACGUAGCUGAUAUGUGGAACUAUAUCUGUCCCAAUUUAUUAAAGGCCAUUAUGUACGAACCCGAGCGUGCUGUUGUUCCGGACCACCUGGCAUCUUUAGGAAAGUGUAUUGAAAGUCUUGGCAAAGGUUGCUUAUCACAAGAUCAUAUGUGCGAACUGGUUGCUAUUAUCGAUUCAUUCAUGAAGGAACACUUCAGCCGGCAAGAAGAAAGAAUAGAAAGAAGAAAAGAUGAAGAUUUUGAUGAAGUAGCAGAAGAGGAACUACAAGAGGAGGACCUUGAAGAUGUUUACAUUUUGAGCAAAAUUUCUGAUAUCAUUCAUGCAUUGUUUGGUACCCAUAAAAAAGAUUUUAUUCCAAUAUUUGAUACAAUGUCACAGCAUUUUGCUAAGCUGCUAAAUCCAGACCGACCCUGGGCUGACCGACAAUGGGGGUUGUGUGUUUGGGAUGAUGUUGUUGAACAUACAGAUGUCGCAGCAAUUAAGUACAGAGACUUUUUUGUGCCCCAAAUGGUUCAGUCAAUCUGUGAUAAACGUCCUGAAGUUCGCCAGGCUGCAUCUUACGGCAUUGGUGUCAUGGCAAUGUUUGCAGAACCUGUUUUUCAUCAAGUCUGUGUCGAAUCUUUACCAAUGUUAGUGAAAGUAAUCCAACUACAAGAUUCUCGAGAACCAGAAAACCUUAGUGCCACAGAGAACAUCAUUUCAGCUGUUACCAAAAUCUGCAAAUAUUGUCCAAACCACGUCAACGUAGAUGAUAUUCUGCCUCAUUGGCUCAGCUGGUUGCCAAUUUGGGAAGACGAAGACGAAGCAGAGCAUGUCUACAACUACCUUUGUGAUCUAAUUCAAAUAAACAAUGUGAUAAUUCUCGGAGAAAAUAACAACAACUUACCCAGAAUUUUCGACAUUAUGGCAACAACUUUUCACAAAGAAGUUUUGAAAGCAGAUAAUCCUGUUUAUCAAAGAAUGCUCAAUAUUCUGAGGCAAGCCCAGACAAAUGCGGACUUAUUUAAUGCAUGCAUCUCGCAGUUAUCUGACAACCAAAGAAACACUUUAUCAGCUGUGCUUGCCGCUCCACCCAUGAAUAACUAACAAGAAAAGAUUGCAGGCAAAGCUCACAAUUCCAGCGUGACACUUCCUCUUACCUCUUAAUCCCCCCUGUCUUUCUGCAUAUAUUAAAUUUAAUAUAUACACACACAUAUAUGCAUUCAUAUAGAUGUAUAUAUACAUAUAUAUAUUUAUAUAUAUUUAUAUGUGUGUAAAUGUACACACGCACACAUAUAUAUAGCCACAUACAUAUAUAUGUACAUGAAUAUAUAUAAUAUAUAUACAUAUAUAUAUAUUAUACUGGAAUAACCAUUGAGGCUGAAAUCACAAUUUAGUCCUCUACCCAAAUAUACACACCUUAUGCAUACACCUUCUCUCUAUAUAUACCUUUCUCCUCUCUCAAUGUUUUAUUCUUUCGGUUUCUACUGAUUGAAAGCCCUACCUAUUUCAGUUGUUUUUUUUUUUUUUCCACCAACCCCCUCCUUAUGCAUUAACAAUUUUGUGGGCUUUAUUUGAGCAACAACAAUAACAAAAACAGAAUGCAAUAUUGAUAUGAAAAGAAAAAAAAGCAAGAAAAACUUAAUAAGCUUGGCUCAUUCAAAACAAUAAACAAGAAAACUAUUCUCAAGA